Molecule: messenger RNA, 1566 nt
Organism: Plasmodium gallinaceum
Lineage: Eukaryota; Apicomplexa; Aconoidasida; Haemosporida; Plasmodiidae
Product: holo-(acyl-carrier protein) synthase, putative
Exons: 1
Coding region: 1-1566 (521 amino acids)
Biological process (GO): rRNA processing; fatty acid biosynthetic process
Molecular function (GO): metalloendopeptidase activity; holo-[acyl-carrier-protein] synthase activity; magnesium ion binding
Source: RefSeq, a predicted model, not a curated record
AUGCUUUUUCUUUGUUUUAAAUUAAAUAAUGUAUUUCUUAAAAUAAUAAAAUUAUUGUUUUUUUAUUUAUUUCUGUAUGAUCAAAAAAAAUUUUUUACAAGUGUGUAUACUUUAGAAAUAAAAAAUAUUGUAUGUAAAAAUGUGCAAGAUAACCCUUUGAUUAAACACUUUUUUUUUAUGCAGAAUAAUAACAAAAUAAAUGAAAUUUUUACAAAUAAGAGAAAAAAAAGAAAUAUGAAAGAAUUUUAUAUUAAAAAUUCAGUAAUAGAAAAAAAACUUAAAAAGAAAUAUAUUUUAAAUGGAAAUAAAAAAGUCAGAAGUAAAUAUUCUAAAAAAGAGAAUGAUAAAAAAAUUCUAAAUAAAAUUUUCAUGAUAGAUGAAAAUUAUAAAAGUAUAUUUAAUAAAAUAAAUAGUAGUAUGGUGGACAAUGAGUUAAAUAAUAGAAUAUAUGAUCAAAGUUAUGAACGAAAUUCAUUUUUAGAAAUCAGUAAUAAUCAAAUUGAUAUUCCAAUUGAUCUUCCUCAUUUUGAAAAGGAAGUAAGGAAGCUUAUAUAUAUAUUAAAUUUUAAAGAAUUUCAACUAAAUAUAACAUUUGUAGACUCAAAAGAGAUGAAAAAAAUUAAUAAGAAACAUAGAAAUAAAAAUAAACCUACUGAUGUUAUAUCUAUAUUACAUUUCAUGCGUAAUAAACCAAGUAUUUUAAAUGAUGAUUUAAUAGAUACAGAAAUUCUAGAUAAACAGUAUUUUAAAUCUGGAGAUAUUUAUUUAUGUCCUGAUUACAUAAACAGAGAAUGUUUUUUAUCAAAAAUGAAAUAUGAGAAAAAUAUUUUGAAUGCAAAUGAAGUACAAAAAGGAGGAGAUAAUAAUAAUGAAGAAGAAAAUAUUCGCGGUGUUAACAAACUUUUUCAAAACGUUUUCAGUGUUAACGAAAGAUUACCUUUUUAUGUUUUACAUGGUUUAGUACAUUUAAUGAAUAAAGAUCAUGAAAACAAUUUAGAAGAAUAUAAUGAUUUUAUGAAUAUUGAAGAAGAUGCUAUUGAAAAAUAUUUGAAUUUUCAUCAUUAUACACAAACAUUUUAUAGUCAUCAUAUAAUUGGUUUUGGUACUGAUAUAUUAAGUGUUUCAAGAAUACAUAACAUUGUUCUUAAGAAGAACAAAAAUAAUUUUUUAAACAAAGUUUUGAAUUCUUUAGAGUUAAAAGAGUUAAAAGAAAAUAGUGGAAUUGAUAAAGAUAUUAAAAAAUUGGCAAUUUAUAUAAGUAAAAAAUUUGCUGCAAAAGAGGCCAUACUUAAAUCUAUUGGGAGAGGUUUAAGUUCCAUCUCUAAAUAUGGUUUAAGUAUGAAUGACAUAGAAAUAAGAAAUGAUAAAUAUGGAAAACCUGAUGUUCAUUUAUAUAACAAAGCAAAAAGGGUUGCAAAUGAAAUGGGAAUUGUGAAAAUAUUUCUAUCAAUAAGCGAUGAAAAAAUUAUAUGUACUGACAAUUUCAAUAAUUGCAACCUUACUUCUAAUAAUAGCAGUACUUAUUUAAUUCAUGCUCAGGCACUUGCAGUUGGAUCCAAUAUAUAA